Messenger RNA from Mycotypha africana, 3109 nucleotides. Its product is annotated as Sac phosphatase domain-containing protein. Gene Ontology annotation, biological process: phosphatidylinositol dephosphorylation. The transcript is spliced from 10 exons. NCBI's taxonomy places the organism in Eukaryota, Fungi, Mucoromycota, Mucoromycetes, Mucorales, Mycotyphaceae. Gene Ontology annotation, cellular component: intracellular membrane-bounded organelle. The record is from RefSeq and is a predicted model, not a curated record. Gene Ontology annotation, molecular function: phosphatidylinositol-3,5-bisphosphate 5-phosphatase activity. Bases 59 to 3016 code for a protein of 985 amino acids.
GAAUAAUUAAAGUUUUUGUCACUUGUCCAUUUUUUCGGUUACGUAGACUGCUUCAAGAAUGUCUUUUUUUACAAUGAACCAAGAUGCACAAAUUUUUAGUGAUAAUCAAGAGUGUCUCCAUGACCAAUACUUGAACUCCCAAGUCCGAGAACUAUCGAAAACUUCUAACUCGAGCACUAAAAAAGAUGAAACUGAAAGCAGCAAUAAUAAUUCUCAUAGCAACAAUAACACUACAGCAGAAACGAAUAAUGUACCCAAUAAUAUACCUUCCAUACAUUCAAAGAAACCCAAUCAGCGAAAAAAACUUGAUUGGGCACAUCCACGUUUCACGAUGAGUGAAUUUCAGCUUUAUGAAACCAAAACAAGAUAUUAUCUCGUAGGUACAGACCAAGCAAAGCAGAAAUUUCGAGUAUUACAAAUACACCGUACGAACUCUGCUGAGCUUGUUGUUAUUGAAGACGAUGUGCUUUAUACAGAGCAAGAAAAGACGCGUCUCCUCAAAAUGAUCGAAGAUGGUAAUCUUAGCGUAGGAGGGUUACAGCUAUCCCAUAUGCGUAUUUAUGGUAUUGUGGGGUUUGUAAGAUUCACGCAAGGAUGGUAUAUGAUAUUUAUUACGAAACGGCGGCAAGUCGCUAUGUUGGGUGGUCAUUAUAUCUAUCACAUUGAUGAAACCCGCCUCGUCCCUAUUGAUUUGGGAGCGAAAAUAGACAAAAAUUCUGAUGAAGCACGUUAUGUCGCAACGUUUCAAAAUAUUGACUUGGCAAAGAACUUUUAUUUUUCGUACACUUACGACAUCACCAACUCACUACAAAAGAAUUUGACACAUCCGCCGUUGGCGAAAAAGAGAAAAGUGGUGAAUGAACAGGGGAAAUAUGAUGACGAGACCGAAGUAAAAGCUGGGAAAGAAGAUGAGCCAGGUACACCAGGAUUGAUACACAAUGACAUGUUUGUAUGGAAUCACUAUUUGCUGAGCUCCGGAUUCAAGAACUUGAACAGCAGAUCCGGAUGGAUCUUACCCCUGAUAUAUGGAUUUGUGGAUCAAGCAAAAAUUUCAAUACUUGGCCGUAGCAUCGUAGUUACUUUAAUUGCUAGACGGUCUCGUUAUUUCGCAGGCGCACGUUUUUUGAAGCGUGGCGUCAACGAUAAGGGUUUUGUAGCAAACGAUGUUGAGACAGAGCAGAUUGUGGCUGACCUGGCUACUACAUCGUUUCAUUCUACGGAUUAUUUAUUUGGCAGUCCACGAUACACAUCUUACGUGCAACACAGAGGGUCAAUCCCAUUGAUAUGGUCGCAGGAUACCACAAAUAUGUCGCCUAAACCUCCUAUAGAAUUAAACGUGGUCGAUCCUUUCUUUUCAGCUGCAGCUUUGCAUUUUGAGAAUCUGUUUUUCAGAUAUGGAACACCCUGCAUUGUCCUAAACUUGAUCAAGCAAAAAGAAAAGACGAAGCGGGAAUCUGUUCUUGGGAAGGAAUUCGCUGAAGCCGUAGCCUAUCUGAACCAAUUUUUACCUGAUGAUAAGAAGAUUAAAUACAUUGCUUGGGACAUGUCGAGAGCUUCCAAAAGUCAUGAUCAAGAUGUCAUUGGAUAUUUAGAAAAGAUUGCAGAAGAGACAAUGGCCGCUACAGGAUUCUUUCAAAGCGGUAUGCAACCGGACGUUACCAAGCUACGACGACAGCAUGGCGUUUUAAGAACAAACUGCAUCGAUUGCUUAGAUAGAACAAAUGCUGCUCAGUUUUUAAUGGGGAAGUGUGCCCUAGGCCAUCAGCUUUGCGCAUUGGGUGUCAUUUCUUCACCCAAGGUUGAUUUUGAUUCUGAUGCAGUUAAUAUAUUCACAGAAAUGUAUCAUGAUCAUGGUGAUACUAUAGCGCUGCAGUAUGGCGGAUCUCAUUUAGUCAAUACUAUGGAAACAUACAGAAAGAUCAAUCAAUGGACCAGUCACCCACGAGAUAUGAUUGAAACGAUUCGCCGUUUCUAUGCUAACGCCUUUUCAGACGCUGACAAGCAGGACGCAAUUAACCUUUUUUUGGGAAAUUUUGUAACAAGAGAUGGGCAGCCCAUGCUGUGGGAACUGAGUUCCGACUAUCAUUUGCAUAAUCAACAUCCAUUAGAAAAAGCUGUCAGAAGAGACUAUCGACAUUGGUACAAGAAAGAGGCUCUCGAAUCAAUGACACCUGAGCAAGAAGCUCCUUUAUUCUAUAUACCGAAAGAAUUCCGCGUACCUGCGAGGAAUCCUGACGCCAACGACUUAUAUCAAGGGUAUUGGGUUGAAUACUAUCAACAUAAGGAAUUGACAAGCCUUGAUAGUCUAUUUACCUUCAACAUGAACGGUACUUUGAAGUAUAGACCUUUGAAGGUUUCAUUACGUUUGAAAGACCGAGAGCUAACUCAGGCUGAAGCGUUGGAUAUGAGCCCCUUCACUGUAAGAAUUUCGAAAAGUACAAGCAACACAAUACCAUCUAAUUAUAAGGAAAAAACUAAAGCAGAUGAGGAAAAGCAAUUGUCAAACAUGGAAAAGGCCCCCAUAUGGUCUAUUGAAGGAAUAACACGACGUAAUCUUGAGCCUGCCAUUACAUUAGCUGAGCUCAAAGAAUACAAAAGAUAUACCCAACAGUUUAAAACAAUCGAAAGACUAGCAGUUCCAAGUGAAAAUAGGCAUGCACAAAUAAACAAUAAGCAAUUUGAAAGGUUCCCCGAGUACCAGCAAUAUCAAAGCUACAUCAAUAAAAACGCACUAGAAGAAUACCCAGCGGCGAUAAGAAUAACUAAUUUGGAUGAACAAGUCUACCAUGCGUAUGUGGAUAUACCACGACGGGCUGCAUCCAUACAAUUUGGUCGAGAAUGGAGUGGAAACGCUAGAAAGAGAUAUGAAGGCUAUGCAUGCUACCUCAGGGAUGGAAGAUACCCCGCACAACAGCCACAACAGCCACAACAGAUGCAACAACAAAUGCAACAGUUACACCAACAACGGAAACAAUUUGCGAAUAAGAAGUCCGUGGCAGCGCCAACAACAGAAUGAUUUUGCUGGGCCUGAAACUAGCACUGCUUCGGUUUAUCCUCCGUUGCAUUUUCUUGCCCAAGUGUGUCUCUCUUUUCUUCCUUGAUUUCUCGC